CAUCGGCCUCAGUUAGUGUGUUGUGGAGAUGAGGACGAGAAUGGAUCACGCCGUGGGAACCACAUUGGUGGUGCUUCUACUUCUCCAAAGCACAUACACACUCUCGCUCAGCACAGAUAAGAGAGGGGGGACCUCCACUGCCAGCUCUGCAGCGAAACCUCCAGUUCGCUCUGCCCCAGCCGCACCAGCCGCCCCAGCCCCAGCUGUCCCAGCCCCAGCUGCGCCGUCUGCCCCUGGAGCCAAGCCUGCCCCUGUCCCUUCUGCCCCCGGUGCCAAACCAGCCCCUGCUGCCCCCGUCCCUGGGGCUGCUGGUGCCGCCCCAACACCACGCCCUGCAUCUGCCUUCCUGGGCACCAAGGAAUGUCUGGACAGGAGGUUCACACACCUAACCUGCAGUAAGGUCCCCUGUCCUACAGGGCGGCGCUGUGUAGCGGGAAAGACGGAGUGCGAGUGCGAGAUGCAGUGCCCUGUUGUAGCGGCCAACCAGUCGGUCUGUGCGGAUGAUGGGAAAAAGUAUGCGAGCGCCUGCAACGUUUUGGCCCAGAACUGCAAGAAGGUGGGACGGGUUCGCUUCUCUCAUCCUGGAGCCGACUGUACUGCGGCCAAUGUCUUCACCACAACUCUCAAGACAGAUAAGCAGAUUAUUGAGGUGAAGCUGCCCAACACUGGAACUCGAGCCCUGAUGUGUCAGAACGACAGACUGAACAUUGUUGCCUCCCACGUGAUCUGUCGUCACAAUGUGGACAAGUUGGCAAAGAUUUCUCCCAGUAUGAAGUAUGAGGAUGCUCUGAAAUUUGAUGCCCGCCUUCCAGAUGUGUGUGUUGAGGUGUUGUGUAAAGGCCAUGAAUACUCCCUGGCUGAGUGCAAAAUAGGCCAACCAACUAAACUGAAACCCAACAGUCACAUUGCACAAAUCCAGUGCUACAAGGAAAAUCCAAGAUACCAAGUUUCAGGUCAAAACUGUGAAUUCCAGUGUGCAAAUGGAAGGUGUAUCAAGCUCAGUAAUACGUGUAAUGGAGUCAACAACUGUGGAGACGGCAGUGACGAGAUGUGCUGCAAAGAAUGUCGUCCCGGAGCUUUCCAUUGCAAGUCUGAUGUGUGCAUUCCUUACUUCGCUCGUAAGGAUGGAGUACAAGACUGUCUGGAAGGGGAGGAUGAGCUUGCUCUUCCUGACACAGCACCUCCAUCCGCCUACCUGAGCUCCCAGGAGUGUCUGAACCAGAAGUACACACACCUAUCCUGCAGUAAGACCACCUGCCCUCCAGGGCGGCGCUGUGUGGAGGGCAAGGCAGAGUGCGAGUGUGAGAUUCCCUUGAACUGCCCCUCUGCAGCGGCCCAGCAGACGGUGUGCGCAGAUGAUGGAACUGAAUACGCCAGCGCAUGCAAGAUCAAUGCUCUCACGUGUACGAAAGUGACUGCGGCCCGCUUCUCUCACACUGGAACCAAAUGUAGUGCGGCCAGUGCCUUCACCACAACUCUCAAGACAGAUAAGCAGAUCAUUGAGGUGAAGCUGCCCAACACUGGAACUCGUGCCCUGGUGUGUCAGAACGACAGAAUGAACAUUGCUACUGCUCACAUUGUGUGUCGUCACAAAAUGGACAGGUUGGCCAAGACUGCUCCUAAUAUGAAGUACGCGGAUGCUCUGAAAUCUGAUGCCCGCCUUCCUGAUGUGUGCGUUGAUGUCUUGUGUAAAGGGCACGAAUACUCCCUGGCUGAGUGCAAAAUAGGCCAACCGACUCAACUAAAACCCAACACUCACAUAGCACAAGUCCAGUGUUACAAGGAUCCAAACCCACAAGGUCAAAACUGUGAAUUCCAGUGUGCAAAUGGAAGGUGUAUCAAGCUCAGUAAUACGUGUAAUGGAGUCAACAACUGUGGAGACGGCAGUGACGAGAUGUGCUGCAAAGAGUGUCGGUCUGGAGCUUUCCAUUGCAAGUCUGAUGUGUGUAUUUCUGACUUCGCUCUUAAUGAUGGAGUUCGGGAUUGUCUGGGUGGGGAGGAUGAGGCUAUGGUCAGCACUGUGUAAAUAAUUCACAUUUCUUCCAAACAGUCACAUAAUUGCACUUUUAGAAAGCUUGUCAUUUCUAGGUGACGAUAUAACUAAUACAUUUUCAAUGAAAUUAGAAACUAAAUGCCAUAGUUGCAGAAAUUGUCAAUUACUGCUAUUCCUGUAAAUCAUUCUUUUGGACAUGACCGACAUUAAAAAAUAAAAUAAUCUAA
Messenger RNA from Engraulis encrasicolus (European anchovy), 2220 nucleotides. RefSeq lists its product as uncharacterized. The record is from RefSeq and is a predicted model, not a curated record. Gene Ontology annotation, molecular function: protein binding. The transcript is spliced from 12 exons. NCBI's taxonomy places the organism in Eukaryota, Metazoa, Chordata, Actinopteri, Clupeiformes, Engraulidae. Gene Ontology annotation, cellular component: plasma membrane. Bases 29 to 2026 code for a protein of 665 amino acids.